GUCGCGUAGCAACCGCGGGCUCACCUUUGGAAGCUUGUUGUAGCUCUAGCCACGGUCCUGCCUUCCUCCCGCCCGUCCCCUCCCCCAAACUCCCUUCACCUAGGAGCUGCCAAACAUCUGGAUCGACCUGGGCACUGGGAGGGGUUGAAUUUCUAUCAGUAUUGCGCUUUUGAACAUUUUUUUCCCCGACCUUCUUCUCACAUUCGUAAGCCCCGUGAUUCUUAGUCCACUUUUUUUUUUUUUUUUAAUGAGAACAAGACAUCUCCUAGGAAGAUGGUGGCAGAAAAAGAGACCCUAAGCUUAAACAAAUGCCCAGACAAGAUGCCGAAGAGGACCAAGCUUCUGGCCCAACAGCCGCUCCCGGUGCACCAGCCGCACUCCCUGGUUUCCGAGGGCUUCACAGUCAAAGCCAUGAUGAAAAACUCCGUCGUGAGAGGCCCUCCCACCGCAGGGGCAUUUAAAGAAAGGCCAACAAAGCCCACGUCAUUUCGGAAGUUUUACGAGCGAGGAGACUUCCCGAUCGCCCUUGAGCACGACUCGAAAGGAAACAAAAUAGCCUGGAAGGUGGAAAUUGAGAAGCUGGACUACCAUCAUUACCUGCCGCUGUUCUUCGACGGGCUUUGUGAGAUGACGUUUCCCUAUGAGUUUUUUGCCCGCCAAGGAAUCCACGACAUGCUGGAACACGGGGGCAACAAGAUCCUUCCUGUCAUCCCUCAGCUCAUCAUCCCGAUAAAAAAUGCUCUGAACCUCCGAAACCGACAGGUCAUCUGCGUCACGCUCAAGAUCCUCCAGCAUCUGGUUGUGUCUGCUGAGAUGGUGGGUGAAGCGUUGGUGCCCUAUUACCGUCAGAUCCUCCCCAUCUUGAACAUCUUCAAGAAUAUGAAUGUGAACUCCGGGGAUGGCAUCGACUACAGCCAGCAGAAGAGGGAGAACAUCGGGGACCUGAUCCAGGAGACAUUAGAGAUCUUCGAGCGCUACGGAGGGGAGGACGCCUUCAUCAACAUCAAGUACAUGGUCCCCACCUACGAGUCGUGCUUGCUGAACUAGCGGGGGAGAGCGCUGCCUCGGAGGAAGGCGUCCGAGGGAGGCCUGCUUCUCGGUCCCUGCUGCCUGGGCCAUCUCGCUAUUUGUGACUCCCACAGCUUUCUUUGCCACAGCUGCUAAGACAGCGGCUUCUGGGCCAUUGGACUGCUCGCCCUAUUGAGAGCAAGGCUUCCAGAACAUAAACGGUGCCUGUUUCUGAGAUUACAAUAGUGUUCUGUGCUUAUUUGUUCCACGAGGAGAAAUGCUUCUUUAUGCAGCUCGGACAGAAGCAGGCGUCCGAGUUAAACCUGCCCUUGUAUAGACAAUAAACUAUCAUUUUCAUA
Orycteropus afer afer is the source of this 1367-nucleotide messenger RNA. It is a transcript of the gene PACRG, whose product is annotated as parkin coregulated. NCBI's taxonomy places the organism in Eukaryota, Metazoa, Chordata, Mammalia, Tubulidentata, Orycteropodidae. Gene Ontology annotation, molecular function: Hsp70 protein binding; Hsp90 protein binding. Gene Ontology annotation, cellular component: neuron projection; vesicle; cytosol. The record is from RefSeq and is a predicted model, not a curated record.